Molecule: messenger RNA, 167 nt
Organism: Scutellospora calospora
Lineage: Eukaryota; Fungi; Glomeromycota; Glomeromycetes; Diversisporales; Gigasporaceae
Source: the annotation of a GenBank genome assembly
AUAUUACUUAUUCUUCAUUAUAUAUACAAUAUAUAGAAGCAAUAGAAAAUACUGAUCAAUAUGAAAUAAGUUUAUCAACAUUUAGUAGAAUUUGGAAAAAGUUUUUGCCACAUAUUAAAAAAUUAACACCACGAAGUGAUUUAUGUCUAAAAUGUAAAGAUAUGUGA